Molecule: messenger RNA, 450 nt
Organism: Lolium rigidum
Lineage: Eukaryota; Viridiplantae; Streptophyta; Magnoliopsida; Poales; Poaceae
Product: 16.9 kDa class I heat shock protein 1-like
Exons: 1
Coding region: 1-450 (149 amino acids)
Biological process (GO): protein complex oligomerization; protein folding; response to hydrogen peroxide
Source: RefSeq, a predicted model, not a curated record
AUGUCGAUUGUGAGGCGGAACAACGUAUUCGACCCAUUCGCCGACCUCUGGGUCGAUCCCUUCAAUGCCUUCCGCUCCAUCAUCCCGGCAGCAUCGGAUUCCGACACUGCUGCUUUCGUGAACGCUCAGAUGGACUGGAAGGAGACCCCCGAGGCACACGUCUUCAAGGCCGAUCUUCCUGGCGUGAAGAAGGAGGAGGUCAAGGUGGAAGUGGAGGACGGCAAUAUGCUCGUCGUCAGCGGCGAACGCUCAAAGGAGAAGGAGGAGAAGAAUGACAAGUGGCACCGCGUGGAGCGCAGCAGCGGCAAGUUCGUCCGGCGCUUCCGACUGCCUGAGAACGCCAAGGUGGAGGAAGUGAAAGCCGGGAUGGAAAACGGCGUGCUCACCAUUACGGUGCCCAAAGCAGAGGUCAAGAAUCCCCAGGUGAAAUCCAUUGAGAUCUCCAGCUAA